AUGACCGCCGCCCCUGCCCUCGGCGCCUUGGGCAUCACCUUCACGGCCAUGCGCGCCAUGCAGGCCGCCUCUCUCAUCACCAUCAUCGGUCUGUCCGCCAACUUUGUCGACGAGGUCGUCGAUGCCAGCUACGCUGCUCCCUCUGCUCUUGUCGGGACUCUUGUAGUGGCCUGCCUUGCUACCAUCUACAUCUGCAUCAACUACAUCCUCUACUGGGACCGGAUGCUCCCCAUGCUCGUGGCCACGGUCGCCGACGCCGCCGUCCUCGUCAUGGUCAUCGUCGUGGCCGUCCUGGUCGGCAAGCCGGUCAGCUACCUCAAGUGCCACGACCUGCCCGGCAAGGGCGGCAACACGGCCAACUUUAUCAGCUCGCUCUACAGCAACGUCAAGAACAACGCCAAGGACGGCGGCACAGACGUCUUCUCCUGGGUCGACCCGGACCAGGCGGCCUGCUACGAGGUCAAGGCCCUCUGGGGUCUCAGCAUCGCCCUGUGCAUCCUCUUCGCCUUCUCCACCAUCGUCUCCCUCUGCCUGUGGCGUCGCAUCAAGUCCCGCGCCGAGGAUGCCGGCGCUCCCAAAGAUGUCGAGUGA
Molecule: messenger RNA, 591 nt
Organism: Geosmithia morbida
Lineage: Eukaryota; Fungi; Ascomycota; Sordariomycetes; Hypocreales; Bionectriaceae
Exons: 2
Coding region: 1-591 (196 amino acids)
Source: RefSeq, a predicted model, not a curated record